Messenger RNA from Penicillium griseofulvum, 3030 nucleotides. RefSeq lists its product as uncharacterized. NCBI's taxonomy places the organism in Eukaryota, Fungi, Ascomycota, Eurotiomycetes, Eurotiales, Aspergillaceae. The coding region runs from base 1 to 3030 and encodes 1009 amino acids. The transcript has a single exon. The record is from RefSeq and is a predicted model, not a curated record. Gene Ontology annotation, molecular function: S-adenosylmethionine-dependent methyltransferase activity.
AUGACCGAUACACUCCGCUCAACUGUACGAUUUCCGCCCCUUCGGCAGGCCCGGGGGACGGUGCUUAAUACUAUAAUGGAGGAUACGCGCGAAUCUCAAUUCGCUCAAACCAGUCCGAAAAGUUCAGUACCUGCCAGACUUACACCGGCAGCUAUCAGUCCCAAGUUGAAGUUGCAGACUAGCGGGUUCUCAAUACCAACACAUCCCCGGUUCGCACGCAUAAUGUCGCCUCUCUCAGCCGGGACUUGCUCGUCAUGCUCAGACACAGAAUGGCAGUCUCAGAUGCAAGGAUUUCAAGGAUUUCAAAGAUACGACGACUCAUACGACGCAUCGGAUUGUGACAGUAUUGACGAUGGGACCGAGUUCAGUGAUUCGUGCUUUUCCCCCGAUACGCGGCCAUCGAGCUUGGUUACACCGAUUACCCGAAACUCAGUGACGUCUACUGGGAGCCAGAAGCUGCCUCUAACCCUUAAGAUUCCCUCAUCCACGAUGUGGCCAUCAAUUAAUGGGUCCCUCAAGGGCUCCCCAGUCCCGCCGACACCUCCAGCCAAGAUUCCAGUCUCGCCAGCAGCGCUGUCGAUGCUCAGUCGUUCUGUGCCUGCAUCAUAUGCCCCACCUUCACUCGAUGGUAGUAUGACUUCGGACCAGGAAUCUAUCAGCGCAUUGGCUACACCGGACACUCAAUCUCUCCCAGACACCAACUGGGACGCCCAUGAUAUACAUGUUCGCCGAGAUGUGGACGGAAGUGAAAGUGACCUGGACGACGGCGAUGCCAGUUCAGACAUGCAGACUGUGCCUAUCGCUAUCGAGACCGAUAAUGAGGACUGGCGUCAUGUGCUGGGAAAUUUCCCCCGGAUUCCAACCGCUCAGGCAUAUUCACCCUCCCUCUCUCCCUCGCCUUCUUUCUAUCUAAAUAAUGAGCCAAUUCCUGAUUAUGACGACUUGUACGACCCCCCAGCCACUAAUCAAGGCGCACUUGUGCCUAAUUUGUCCCUGGCGAUGCUUCAUGACAUUCACUUGGAUGAAUCAACCGACUCGUGUUCCGAGACCUCAGAGGAUAAGGGUGAGAUGUGGCAACUGCAGCCGCCUCCCAGCCGCCCGAGGAGUGCUGACGGGGUGACACCCGCAUCUGAGCUGUCUGGAUACAGUUUCAGUGACCUGAGCGUUCCAUCUCCCGGUGGCUUCUUCGCCUCUCUGGCGCCCCGUGCACGUCACACAUGGGCAAUCCCCAACACCAACUACCAACCAACGUCGGCGGCUGCAGAGAGUUUCUAUAAUCUUCCAUGGCGUCGGGAUGAAGGAGAGAUUGUUGAGCAGGUAGUCGAGUGGCCUACGCGCCCUGAUGACGAAGACCCAGUCACAGCGGUUCGCAUCGAAGAGGCCCCGCUUACUGCCAUUCGAGUUCCCUGUGAUACACCCACUCGUCGCUCUGUCUACCAGGACAGCCCCAUGAGCGCUGCAUUUGACGCAGUUCAGGUCCAGGAGAUCCCUCGCUCUGGGAACGGGUAUGAGUACGAUGAGUGCUACGACCAAGAGCUACAGGAACGUGCAGUUGCGAAUCACGACCGCACCAGUGUCUGGCUGUCUGCUCAAGCAUCCUAUCUGUCCGCUCUCAAUGAGACAAAUCCCGUGAAUGACAUCGACGCUGUUGAACCAUCCGAGUCUGAGGAUGACGUCGAGGCUGAAGCUGAAGACAUCACAGAAGAUUCAUCCAAGAAGAUGGUACGAUUCGCCGAAGUCCCCGAAUCCCUCAGUCCUCUGCCCCCAUUCCUUGCUAGCAAGGAUUCAAUUUACUGGCAAGGCUUCCAGUCUAUGCGGGCACGAUCGACCAAGACUGACGGGUUCAUGCAUCGCAAUAUGCGAUUCGAUGCCGUGCAAUCCAUGCGCCUCGCCAUGACUGACUUGCACAUUAACUGCUUGCUGGGCAAGUAUGAGCUUGUUCGCCCUGAGCGCCCUGCUUACAGGGGUCCUUUUGCAAAGGCACCCCGCAACUCGGUGAUUACCACUGAGCUGGCCGAGAAGGCCCAAUUUGACAAGGUGGAGAAAGAGCAGCUGGUUCUUGCUCAGCUUUCCCAGCCCAUGUGGGCCAUGGAUGCUCUCCGAUCUCUCAACGGCGGCAAAUUGCUCACAAGCCCUGCUCAGCGCGUGCUUGCACGGGCCCCACCAAAGCCCAAGACCUCGCAGGGACCACGCAAGCGUAGCUUCCGCAUCCUGGACCUUGGUGGUCACUCUUCAUGCGACUGGGCUUGGCAGGCCGCGUACGAGUUCCCAAAUGUCAAGGUUUACACUGCCAGCUCCAAAGGCCAGACCGUGAACAGUGCCAUCAAAGGCCCUCCCAACCACCGUCAGGUAACCGUGGCCAACCUCUGGGAGCUCCCCUUUGGCAACAACCAGUUCGACGUCAUCUCCGCACGAUCCUUGCACGCACUACUGAAGACUGAAUGUCCCGCAGGCAAGGAUCGCGACGAGUAUGACCUAGUUCUGAAGGAAUGCAUGCGUUGUCUCAAGCCAGGCGGCUACCUCGAGUUCCAAGUUCUUGACGCCGAGAUCUCGCGGGCAGGUCCUUACGGCAGCGCAACGUCAGUAGAGUUCGCCUUCAACCUGCGCAAGCGCGGAUACGACCCAUUGGCAUCCAAGAGCUUCGUUGGUCGUCUCCGUAACACCGGAUUCGUCGACACACAGCGCGCAUUCAUGUUCCUCCCCAUGGGCACUGAGCCCAUCGAGCAGGAGCCGCUGCGUGAGACUCCUGCGCCGCGUGUGCAGAGCCAAAUUGAAGAUUAUGAGGCGGUGCAGGGACCGAUUGGUAGCACUGCCGAUAUUGCUAGUAUGACUGGACUGAUUGGAGGGUGGAUGUGGGAGCAGUGGUUACUGAAAUUGCGAGUAGAGAUGGGUCGUGAGCGGUCUAUGUUGCUUGAGGGUCUUGGUGGGCUGUUCGAUGAGGGGAGGAAGAGUGGCGCGGGCUGGACCUGCCUGUCUGGAUGGGCUAUGAAGCCAAAGCGAAUGGUCUCUUUGGCUUCCGGGUCUAUCUAG